AUGGACUCUGAUUCGCAUCAUCCGAAUGGGGGCCUGGGUUAUACCCCGAACCGUCGUAUCUCGUUUGUAGGCAUGAAAAUCAAUCAAGUGAAAACCGAAUUGGAGAGUCAACUCCAGGAUAAGGAACGACUUCUCGGCAGUAUUCCUACCAAUGGCAUAAGCAAGAAUGCGCUCCUGAAACAAACUGCAGAAAUACGGCAAACUAUCCAGGACCUCAAUGCCCUGGACGAAGACGACGAACUACCAGCGACCAGCAGGAACCAACUGGAAAAUUUAGCCAGUGAAUUUCAAUUUGUCAAAACGUUUCCAUCAAAGUCAGGCGUUGCUCGAGCGCAAGAUGUGUCUCAACUAUUACCUCCUCCGCCUAAAACGUCGACGUCCAGUAAACUCAGAACCAAACCUAAUCGAGGACCACGACGAAAUACAGACAUCGAAUUCGCCACCGAGAUUGGUCAGGGAUUGCUCAUUGAAGUACGCAAAUUGCAAGCGGCUUUGCAGGAAAAAGAGGAACGGAUCAAACAAUUGGAAGUGUCGGAUGCUGAACAUGAACGACAUCAUGAAACCACCCUGAAACACUUGAGACAAUUGGAAGAUGCGCAAGAAAAACUAAAAGAGGAGAACUGGAGUUUGGAAGUGGCUAAUCAGGAAUUGCGAACAAACAUGUCGGAAGUGAAUCAAACCGUAACCAAAGUGAAUGCCGAUUAUGCAAGAGCCACCAAGCAAUUGACCGAAGUAUCGGAACAAUUGGAAAUGUCCAAGGCACAGGAAGAAAAGGCCAAAACAUCACUGGAAACAUUAAAGGCAAGGCACGAGCACGAUGCGCAAGGGUUACGACGUCAAGCGGGCGCCCUCCAACGCGAAAAUACUCAACUUCAAAAGCAACUGGAAGCACUAUCGACGGAGCUUAAAAUUUGUCAAGCCAAGCUGGCCAUCAAGGCCACCGCGACGAACCGUCCCUUGCCCGUGGACAAGGAACCCAAGCUUCAGGAACAAGAGUCAGAACCCGACAAUGAUACUGACGCUUCACCGUCGUCAUCCAAUGGGGCGCAUUCUGUUCGGUUUAUCCAGGCAAUGGAAACGGAAACGCUCCGACAAUCGUUGGGCCACGCCCAUCGUAUUAUUUCGAACCUGCGUAGCUCGUUACAUAAGGAGAAAUUAGAAAAGUUUGAGAUCAAAAAAAUGUUAAGCGACAGUCAGGAAACCAUUGAACAGAUGCGAAAAAAAAUGAGCACGUGGCAUUCAGGUUACGGUAACGGUAGAAAGAAAUCUGGAAACAAGGCGGAAAAGAACCAACGGGCCAAGGUCUUGAGAAAACGAGGGGCCAUUGCUCGUCAACCCAAAGGAUUAAGCGAACCCGGUUCGGCUGUGAGUGAUAAAGAAACCGAUGCAUACCCUGCAGACAGAUUGGAAGAAGACGAUCUUUUCGAGGAGGAGGACGAGGAAGAUCAAUUGGAUCAAGACGAUGACGACGAUGAGGAUGAUGAUGACGAAGACGAGGAUGACGAGCUUGAUCCACACGAUUGGGGUUCUUCGCCAUUCACAUUCAACGGUCUAGGCAAUUUCUCGGCACCGUUAUCACUGUCCUCGGAAUUGCAACACAGUAGCUCGCCAAAAUCGACAGUGGAUGUGGGCGUGAACACAUGUACAGAAACCUCAUUGAACGAAUCUCUAUCCACGCAACUGUUGCAUGAAGAAAACAAGGAGAAUAUGAUUCCAAUUACUGAGGCCGAAGCUUUGCUAAAAUCAGCGGUGGAGAAGGCGGUUAAAGAAGAGAGAGAUGGAUAUGCAUCAUUGCAUGCCAACAUGAUUUCAAAAGAAGAGUCGGAGGCCUUGGUGGCCUCUGUCCAAACCGCACUGGAGAAUGAAAGAAAUGAAGCGAAAUUGCGACAGGCGGAGCUAAUAUCGCAAGCGCAAGUGGAUAUCUUAAUACAGCAAGCGGUCGAUAAAGCUGUCAACGCCGAACGGCUGAGAGCCGCCGACAGAGAAGCCGAUAUGAUUUCCAAAGCCGAAGCUGAGUUGAAAGUAACGCAAGUUGAGAAAAGCAUGGCCCAAGCCAUGGAGCAAGCAGUAGCAAGUCUGAAAGAAGAAACGGCUAUGCGUGAAAAGGAGAUGAUACCCAAGGAUGCAGUGGAUAGUCUUAUCAAGACAGCGGUAAAUGAAGCUUUAUCAAAAGAACGGAUGGAAGCCGCCGUGCAGCAAACGUACAUGAUCACUGACAUUGAAGCGACCGACGUCCCGCCUCGUCCUACCGAAAAUCAAGAAUACCAAGGUCCCGUCAAAGACACCGCGGCAGACGACAUGCUUUCGACGCACCAUGUAGCCACCGACGCGGAACAACCGAGUCCUCAGCCGGCGGCAACAGAUGCAAGAUCGACAGAGGCCCUGGAUGCUCAGAUUGAAGACGCGGUGGAGAAAGCGUUGGCAAAGGAAAGAGAAGCUGUGGCGAUAGCGCAGGCGACGAUGAUGUCCAAGGCAGAAGCCGAUGCAUUCAUCAAGCAGCAGGUGGAGGAAGCCGUGAAUCGAGAAAAAGAAGCCAGUCUGGCUCGCGAAGCUACCAUGAUGAGGCAAUCGGAAGCCGAAGCCUUGGCACAAGCUCAAGUGGAACAAUCAUUGGCCAACCUGCGUGCCGACAUGGCCAAGCAAGUAGAAUCCAUGAUGGCCAAGGAUGAAGUGGAUCGUCUUAUCAACGCAUCGGUAGAAGAAGCCUUGGCCAAGGAACGAAAAGAAGCGAAUCAACGAGAAAUGACACUGAUAAGUCGAGCCCAAGCCGAUGAGUUGGUCCGACAAUCCGUUGAAGAGGUCCUGGCAAAAGAAAGAGAGGCGACCAUGGUAUAUCAGGCCCAAUUGAUGACCAAAGAUCAAGUCGAUGCCUUGGUACAAGAAUCGGUAAAUGAAGCUCUAGCAAAGGAAAGAGAAGCGACCACGAUGUAUCAGGCGCAGUUGAUGACCAAAGACCAAGUCGAUGCCUUGGUACAAGAAUCGGUGAAUGAAGCUUUGGCAAAGGAAAGACAAGAGGUUGCGGCGCGGGAAGCCAACAUGAUCUCCAAGGAAGAAGCGGAUGCUUUAGCCAAAGCGUAUGCUGCUGAACAACAGCUGUCCGCCCGGGACCGUGCCGAUCAUCUCGAUACACUCUCCGUUCACAACCAAUCAUCUUAUCAACAAAGCCCUCAGAUCAACGAACCACCGAUCGUGUCCACGUUCUUGUCCGAGAAAUCCACCUCGGUAUCUCGACUUGCCAAAUUGUCGGGACUUGUCAAGUUACACCCUUCAGCAUCCACGCCGGCCAAUGGCCAACGGACACUACGUCCCUCAUCCUCGAUUUCAUCGUUGCGAUCCGAAAGUGGACGAAAAUCGGUGUCGAAUGCAAAUGAAGCCCCAAGUUAUGGCACCGUACGUAUCGUGGAACAGCGAACAUUGGCGCCGGUGCGUCCCACACCUUCACGAUCGGAUUCAUUUGCUCGUUUCGGCUCCAUGCGAAGUCUCCACAAGCAAACCACAUCGACUUCGGGCUCUACCAACUCUUCCCUCGAUGAUACAACGGCCAUAUAUCUUCCAUCGUCUGCGGCCGGUUUCCUGGCUCAAAACACGCAAGGCACAGACACCGAAGUCAUUUCAGCCAUCACACAAACCAUGAUCGGAGAAUGGAUGUUCAAACACACUCGUCGUCACGUCGGCGGCGGCAUCUCGGAAAACAAGCACAAACGAUUCUUCUGGGUUCAUCCCUACACGAGAACAUUGUACUGGAGUGCCACCGAACCUGGGGUCGACAGCAACGAAGCCAAAGCCAAAAGCGCUUUCAUCGAUUCGCUUUCAGUGGUGGCUAGCAAUGACACGACGGGUGCUUCACCACUCAGUUUAUUGAUCAAAACCACGAAACGCGAAUUGAAAUUGACCGCUUCCGACAUUGAUCGUCAUGAAUUAUGGCUUCUGUCCUUAUCUUAUCUGGUGAUGCGGCCAGAGACGGAAGGUAGUGAAUCCGUGAAACAGGAAGGGAGCAUCAAACCUUAUCUCCACGAACAAUCCAGUCUGAGCACAGGCAUUCAUUCUUACAAUGGAUAUGAUUCAGAAGACUCUGAAGACCUCAUUGAUAUACGACAAUGUUGCGACGGUAAACAUGACCUUACCACCCUGAGUCGCGAUCACAAGCAUCAUCAUCAUCACUAA
This is a messenger RNA of Radiomyces spectabilis, 4164 nucleotides long. RefSeq lists its product as uncharacterized. Bases 1 to 4164 code for a protein of 1387 amino acids. Gene Ontology annotation, molecular function: phospholipid binding; tubulin binding. NCBI's taxonomy places the organism in Eukaryota, Fungi, Mucoromycota, Mucoromycetes, Mucorales, Radiomycetaceae. The transcript has 5 exons. The record is from RefSeq and is a predicted model, not a curated record. Gene Ontology annotation, biological process: dynein-driven meiotic oscillatory nuclear movement; microtubule cytoskeleton organization; maintenance of protein location in cell cortex. Gene Ontology annotation, cellular component: cell cortex; mitochondrion.